AUGGACUGCAAAGAAGUGAGACCAAAAUUCAAGAAGGGGUUCUGGAAGCCAGAAGAGGACAUGAUACUAAAGAAAUAUGUUGAGACUCAUGGAGAAGGCAAUUGGACUCUUGUCUCCAAGAAAUCCGGUUUGCUAAGGGGUGCCAAGAGCUGCAGGUUGAGAUGGAAGAACUACCUAAGACCCAACAUCAAACGUGGCACCAUGUCUGAAGAUGAAAAAGACCUUAUUAUUAGGCUGCAUAAGCUUCUGGGCAACCGUUGGUCGCUGAUUGCUGGUAGGCUCCCAGGGCGCACUGACAAUGAAGUGAAGAACUAUUGGAAUACCCAUUUGAACAAAAAAUCACCCCAAAUCACUCACGAACAUCUUUAUUCUGAGUUAUCGAGCUCUCAGUACUGCUUGGAACAAGAAAAAAUUGACCGAGUAAUAGUAAAGGAAGGUGAGAAUACGGAUGCUCACAUAUUAGACCUAAAAAAUGCCAACUAUAAUAAUCAAGACGUGACGUUUGAACCGAUGUUCUUUCCCAACUCUCCUCAUGACUUGUUGCUCCAUGAUUUCGACGUGUUCUUCGAACCAUUUGAAGUUAGCAGCUUGGUUUAUUUGCAGUAA
This is a messenger RNA of Striga asiatica, 606 nucleotides long. The record is from the annotation of a GenBank genome assembly. NCBI's taxonomy places the organism in Eukaryota, Viridiplantae, Streptophyta, Magnoliopsida, Lamiales, Orobanchaceae.